Messenger RNA from Folsomia candida, 1961 nucleotides. RefSeq lists its product as uncharacterized. Gene Ontology annotation, cellular component: plasma membrane. Gene Ontology annotation, biological process: triglyceride biosynthetic process. Lineage: Eukaryota; Metazoa; Arthropoda; Collembola; Entomobryomorpha; Isotomidae. Gene Ontology annotation, molecular function: diacylglycerol O-acyltransferase activity; long-chain-alcohol O-fatty-acyltransferase activity. Bases 329 to 1849 code for a protein of 506 amino acids. The record is from RefSeq and is a predicted model, not a curated record. The transcript is spliced from 7 exons.
UGUAAACGGUGUGGCAAUAGUAGACUAAAUACGUACCGAGUAGCAAAUUUACAUAGUGAAAAAAAAAUUCGGCCAGAUUUGUGCAAAAAAUCGGGUACAAAAUUUCCUGAAAAAAAAAAUCUGGACAAUUUAUAACACUUUAAACUUUAAACAAAUUCAUAUACAUAUUUUUUCCUUCCAUAUCGAUUAAUAAUACUCAAUUUUAUUUAAACAAGACACUUUCAUACGAAAAUAAUUCCUUCGCAAUUAAAUAUUUACAUAAAUUAAUUCGUCGAUUAAAAUUUAAAUUAAUUCUUUACAUAAUUCGCACAUUCAUACCUACGCCAAAAUGCUCUUAAUGCGGCCAAAGUUAAAAAUGCGGUUGGCCAGAUUAUUCUGGGAAGCAUACUUGUGUUUAAUAGGUGUCAUCGUCAUUCCCGUCGUUCUCAUUAUGGUCGUCCUCAUUUUUACGCCGACCUUGAUCUGGCGACCGAUUGCGAAAAUUCUCCGUCCAAUCUUCCGCCCCGACCUGGCCGGCAUGCUGUCCUGCAUGAGCAGCGUUUUUGCACAAGUUGACAACGAAGUUUGUCCCGUUAAAGCUAUGAACGUCUUGGAAAUCACGGUUAAAGGACAUCUCGACCUGGACGAAUUUAUCAAGCACAUUCACAAGACCUGGAUUUCUUGUCGGGAUGACCAUACCCAAAAUUUCCGUUAUCCCGAACUCCAACAAUACCCGGUAAACUGGGCAGGCUACAAAUUUUGGAAGUGGGAGGAGAACUUCAGUCUACAAAACCAUAUCCGUUUGGCCACCUGUGGGGGCGAUUUGACCCAGAUGGGGUUGGAUUUAUUGUGCGGGUCAUUUCCAGAGGGGACGUCCCCUUGGGAUUUAACAAUCGUUCCAGGCCCCAUUUUGCAGGGGGAGGAAGCAGUCACCACGAUAUUUAUGCGAAUGCACCACCUCCUCGGAGACGGGUUUAUGGUUCAUUUCCUGCUCCAACGCAUGUGGGGAGAUGAGAAUCCGAUGCCACUCUUCUGUCCGGCCGUGAAGGGGGAAAAGUCGUUCUGGAAUAAUGCUAAGGCAUCUAUCGUGUUCCCAUUCAAGGCUGCCCUCCUUUUUGGCGAGUUGGCGCACUCGGCGGCGAAACAGUGGAGAUGGAAAGUCCUCGAGCGUCAGAAAGGUCUCACGUGGUCGCUCGCACGUGGUCAGUCAAUCUCCACCCGGACAAUUUUCCGGAUAAAAAAACAUUUUCAAGUGAGCUUCUCUGCUGUCCUGUACUCCCUCGUGGCAGGAGGAUUAAGACGUUUUAUGGACUCCGAGUUGAAGAAAGGUAUGAAAAUUCCUGACGUUAUUCAAACCGUGACGCCUGUUCUACCCGGGGGAAAACAUCCCGACCGAAUGGGUAACCAGUUUUCCUUCGGCCUAACUUCCUACCCUACCGAAAUUUCCGACCCGGUUGAACGGUUGUACGAAAUGCAUAACAAUUUCGAAACCUUACGACAUUCUGCCGCGUCCGUAAUUGGGCAUUAUGGCUUCGCCCUUCUCGGUAGCCACGUAAACUGGGUGGCACCCCUGAUAACCUGGUAUCCAUUCGGGUCCCUGACAACGAGCUACUUCCCGUUCGGGUUUUCUCCGGAGUGGAACAUUCUCGGAAGGACCGUGUCAAACGCCACCUUCUACAUGAAGCUCCAACAAGGUCAACAAGGUGGAAUGAUGUCUAUUUCGUCUUUCGGUGACCAUGUCAACAUAAACCCGCUCUUUAAUUCGAACCUUUUAUCGAGCGAGGAGGCGGACAAAUUGACACGCUGUAUUGUGGAGGAAGUCGGAAUUUUGGAGGCAUUAAAUCCUGACCUUCGUGUUAUUAGUUGUUAAUGUGGAUUAUGUAAAUAUAACUUAAAAUUUAAAAAUUCCAGUAAUGGUUCUCAACAUGUGAUAGACAAACAUUAAUGAAUAAUAAAAUGGAUUAGAUAAUUUCUACAUUUAA